AUGGAUAUCAUUCCUCCUUCUUACGAAUCAGCAACAGACAGAGAUGCUUGGACAAUUAUUGCUCGCUAUAUCCCUUCCAGCGACCUAUGCGCUGCAUCUUUAGUCUGCCACAGAUGGCAUGGUCUAUUUAUGCCCUUCCUCUGGGGUAAUCCUGCAUCUCACUUUGGUACAGAUAAUGAUGCAGUCUAUGUGGCUCUCACGCGAUUCCGAAGAACACUCAAAUAUGCCCGGCUAGAGGUACGAGCGUUAACCCAUACCCUUCAUCUUCCACCCGCUCUCUCAGAGAUAUAUGGUGGUCCGCGACCGGGCUGGUUGAGGGACAUUCUCGAAUGUUUGCCAUGUCUUCAGUGUCUGAUGGUCUCGAAGUUACCUUUCUUUGACCACCAUGCCAUGACAGCAUUGAAACCCCAUGAGAGGUCCAACCAGUAUAAUAUAAGGUUAUUGUUGGCUGAACGUGAGCCGAAUACCACUUCCGCAAGCCUCGCAAAUACUCUCCUCUUGUUUCCAGCAUUGACCUACCUGGAUCUUUCGUACACCACCCCAGCACGAGACCGCAAUGUACUGUCUACGCUAGCUGAAAUGCCGUUUCUCCGGAUACUCAAAUUGCGUGGUAUCGGGCUGAAAGACAAUGACGCCGAAUUUCUAGCCAAUGCGAUUGGACAACGAGUCCGUUGUUUGGAUUUGAGAGACAACAUGCUCACUGACAUGGCAAUUCGAUUCCUGCUACAGUCAUCCUUCCUCCCGCCAGAUGGAAGAGAAAGGCAAGAAAGUCCAAGGCAGGCCACGACUUCCCCAGAUCCCUUCUCGCACUUUGCAAUCAAUGAGUCUGGCUCGGAUUUCUUCAAGCGGCCAGACUUGGAUGACCAGUUUGCGAAGCUACUCGCUCAGCCUGUUUUAUUUCAUCCAUGGGUUGAAGACUUGCCGCAUACGGGAAUCACACAUCUUUAUAUUACUGGCAAUCAAAUAUCUCUGGAAGCUGUGGCGAGUCUUUUACUCUCGUCCCGGCUAUAUGCUCUCGAUUUCGGGACCAUAAAACCCCCGGAUAAGGCACAUCACACACAUCAUUAUCGGAAGGAGAAAUAUUCGGGAGCUGAAAAGCUAGUCCCAAUUUUGGGUAAGAUUGCAGGGGACAAUUUGAUAUAUUUCCGAGCGCAUCAUGCUGUUCUCACAGGCCAAUCACAAACUAAAGACGCUUCAUCCAAUGAUAAGUUUCUUCCAGAGCUUUCAGCACAAGAUAGCCCCCGCGAAGUCGAACAAUUCGAGCUGGAUACCUCCCAGCAGGUUUAUGAGUUGCCCGAAGAGACAAGACCUGUCUUUGAACUUGCGGAUACAUCAACGACCGACUCAAUUAGCUCAUCUUCAAUGACAAAAAGGUUGAAAGCAUCCCAGGCAUUGAAAUCCUAUGAGGACGAGCCUGGCCCAUCGGUUAGGCGUGGAUCAGCUUUUGCUCCGGAGGUCGUACAGCCAAUCCCUAUACACAGUAGCGCCAACGGAGGUACGGUCUUUAGUGCUAGGACAGAUACAUGGGAUACAGACCAGGCCGAGGGAAGCACCUUGCCAUCCAUUUCAAUGGCUUCAGACUGCGACAAGCUUGCGGCAGACUUCUCUCUCCAGGCAACCAUGCAAUGCAGCUCCCCAAUCUCGCCGAACGAUUCUCUCGCACGAACAGUACAGCAAUUGUUGGCAAAGCGACCACGUAACCAAUCAAUCCCACUUCAAGGAGGAAGAGAAAGCUGGUUCCCUUACCUACACCCAUCACAUAUUCCUCACAUGGAAUCUUUGGUGCUGACAGAUGUACCAUCACAUGUGACGCCUAACUCUUCAAUACUUUCUGCGCUCACUCGGUUCAUUACUGCCUGCUCAAACGAAGCAUUACUAGCAACUCUACAAGCAGGAUCAGACUACUCCCUCCCACCAGGGCAAGCACGUAUGCAAGCCGAGCAGCGGCGCUCGCGAUCUCUCUUUGGCUUGCGGCGUCUAGUUCUUGAAAUUACACCUGUUGAUACCUCCAAGCUGACAUCAUGGAAACCUGGGAACCAAUAUAAUGCCACAGGGCAUUCAAGCACUGGUGACCGCGACUCGGAGAAUCUUUGGUCUGCAGCCGCCAAUGAUUUCAGCUUCUUCGGUGAAGAAGAGUGUGGAGUCCCCGAAAAUGACACUGGCAAAUACUUUCCCAUGGCUGUGCUGAACGAAAAGGUCUCGCUUAUGCCAUCGGAGAAUGCCUCGUUACCUUCACCCGAUUCUUCUUCGUUGCAAUCACCUGAUUCUUCUCGACUCGGGCGUCACCAUCCACAAAGUGCUAAGACCCCUGGUCCACCAGGAGCUACUAGAGAUAGAAAGCAACAGUGCCAGGUCCCGAUGAUUGACCUUGUAGCAGAGCUUGCGACCUUUCGUCGCCGCAAAAAGGCCGAGUAUGAGCAGGUGGUUCGUCGUGAGAGAAGGCGGCGAAACACGGUUGGCACGGGUGCUUCCGGCAUGAAUAGCCUACUCAUGCCAUCAUCACCCCAUAUUGCUCUCUCACAUUAUGUCGAAGGCCAUUGGAAGGGAGAGGUGAAGGUCGUGCGGGGCCCAAUGCCGAAGGUGCGGACCGGAACGGUUGAUAUGUAUGGAAACUAUUUUGAGAAGGGGUACCUGUACCCAUAA
Messenger RNA from Penicillium psychrosexuale, 2643 nucleotides. RefSeq lists its product as uncharacterized. Gene Ontology annotation, molecular function: protein binding. Bases 1 to 2643 code for a protein of 880 amino acids. NCBI's taxonomy places the organism in Eukaryota, Fungi, Ascomycota, Eurotiomycetes, Eurotiales, Aspergillaceae. The record is from RefSeq and is a predicted model, not a curated record. The transcript has 2 exons.